UGGCUCAAGGGACAAAACCCUAGGGUCGGGGGCGUCAAGCCCACUUGUAGCUGAGCAGAAGUCAGAGCACGUGAGGCGCCAUGCCUGAAGAACGACCUCUCACAGCGCUCGCUGGCGCAGUGGCCGGUGCUGUGGCAGGGGCAGCCACAGGGGUGGCCAUUUUUUUGCUUCUCAGACAGAGAGACAAUCGACCUGAGCAAGGACCCAGUAUGCCACAGAACGAUGGAGGCAAUGUACAGGCCAAGGACCAGCGCGCUAAGAAGGCGGGUUUCACCUCAAAAUGGACAAAGCCCGUCGUGAUUGCAAGUCCAGCUUUGGAGCCUUUGGCUAAGGAGGUUCGGAAACGACUGGGAGAAGAAGAGUAUCCAGAAAGUGCCGGUCCUACCGUGACCUUGGAUUAUUUCAAGUCCAAGGAUCCCAACGUAAAGUUUAAUUGGACACGAGUCGUCGGUCGAAAGAUCAUUUUCCUAUUCGACACCGUGGACCAAAGCCGAUUCUUUGAACAGUUGUCUCUUUUGCAGGCGUUGCAGGGCUUUGCUGUACCCGAUGGUGAGGACAAAGGCACCAAGUGGAAGACCUAUGUCAAUGCUGGGGCUUACUCCUGGGGCAGGGCAUCACACAUCACCGUGGUUCUUCCGUGGUAUCGACCAUGUCAGAUGGAACGCACCAGUCGCUGGCACCUCACUGAUGACAAAUGGGUCAAUAACAAUGCAGAGGGCCAGUGGCUUGAUGUGCCCAACGCAUUGUACAUGGCACGGCUGCUCGCAACACCAGGUUCAGUGCCCCCACUGCCGGGCCCUAACAGCUCCAUGGAUGGCAUGCCACUCAAUCCACUUUGGCGUCCACCGUUGGAGCUCCUUUUCGUGGAGCUCCAUGAAGAAGCUCCCGUGGCCCGCUCUGUGAGUGACCUUGGUGCCACCAUUAGGAUGGAGCGCUUCGUCCCAUACUUCUUGGACAAGUUCAAGGGGAAACCCACAUAUCCAGGGCCGAACAACAUGUACAUCCUCUUCCCAGAUCAUGGAGCAUACUCUCGCUAUGCCACGUCUGUGAGAGAACGACUGAAGCUGGACUGGGAUCACAUCUUGUAUAUCAAAAAGACCCGAGUUGGAGAAUCCAUCGGUCAAGAGCAAAAACUUUUCUACGAGGAAGAUCGGACGGAGAAUGAGAAGUCCGACCACUUCAAUGGAAGCAAGGACCACAUUUUGAUUAUCGAUGACUUCACCAACUCUGGUAGUACCCUUUUCGGGGCAGUGAAGCUUGUCAAGAUGUAUGCUGGUGGCAGCGAUCAGAUCAACGUCUCAAUUUUUGUGUCGCACUUGGUGGCGACCUACGAUCCCAAGACUGUCGACAGCUUGAAAGAGAAGCUGCAUGAGUUGGGAAAGCAAUGUCGAUUCUUUACCACCAACUCGAUCCCAAGCACCACAGAUAUGCUGAAGGGGGACGAGCAGGCGACUGUGAUCGACAUUUCAGACUUCAUCGCGGACAUGUGCAGCUAGCAUCAGCUAGUGCUGCUUGUGUGAGUAGUUGCAUUGUUUCACCUGAACAGGAUGGAACAAGAUGCCAAGUGCGCAAAGGGAGAAACCAGUACCUCGAAACAAAUCCCCUGAAAAGGCG
Messenger RNA from Cladocopium goreaui, 1614 nucleotides. The record is from the annotation of a GenBank genome assembly. Lineage: Eukaryota; Dinophyceae; Suessiales; Symbiodiniaceae.